GCUCUUUGACAUAAUUUUACACUUCGAUCGCAAUCAUCAAUAUCGAAGAGCGAGAGCAUGAAUUUGGCAAUAUAUAGGCAGAGUGUUUCUGAAAGAUAAUUAGAGGCGCGAGACACUGCUUUCACCGUGUCUCUUGAUAAGUAUUGUAAUAGCAUCGAGAUCACAGUUGGAGAUUUAUAUAUUGACCAAUUUGCGAUGCUAUUGUCAAAUUUGUCCUUUGCGACAUAAACAUUAUAAAAACUCGCUAAUGUCGUGGAAUGAAGUCUCUGUACUGAUUGUGAUUUUAGUGUACCCUGGUAUCUCUCUCGAGACAGACAUACGAAGCUGAUUUACUUACUACACACACCACGUAACGAUGAGCACGACCAAGUCGGACAUUUCGAUAGACGAGGGAACAUACGUGGGAUGGAUAAAAUCGGCGGUGGACAGAGCGGCACGAACCUGGAUCGGUCUGAUCGUCCUGAAACAGAUGGACACCUUUCUGUGGAUCGUAGAAAAGUCCAUGGAAUGGAGUCUACCACGGAAUGAAGAUAUUUCAGAGAACGAGGAGUCUCGGAGGGCGGACCUCGUGAGACCGAUGCCGUGGCCACUUUUCUUGCCAACUCUGCUGUUUUUGCGUGUGAUCAGAGCGAGCCUGAAUGCGGGUGCUUUUAUGCUAGGCCUCCCUCUAGUCUCGUCGGUCUCAAUGGUGAGAUUCGUGCAGAGAAGCCGCUAUCGCUUGGCAAGCGUCAGGCAAGGUAACAGGAGCAGACCGUCCGAAAAAAUGAGACUCAAGCGGGACGCCCAGGACAAGAGAUUGUCGAUGUACCAGGCCAAGAAGGCCCUGAUCAGAUCCAUUCGCUUGACCUUGUCGACUCUAUCCUGCCUGGACGGAUCCAAACCCUCCCUGUCACCACCGCCCACCAGAAUUCACAUUAGCGCCCUCGAUCUCGAUGCAGCGACGAUAACUGGUGGGAAAUCAGCGACGGAGUCGGCCAUGAGUCCUGUUCUCGAGGAGAAGCAGAGAGAGGAGCCGACGUCCGCGACGAAAUCCGAUAUUACCGAGACCGAGACCGAGACCGAGACCGAGGCCGAGCUGGGAAGGAACGAGCAACUCGUCGACACCUCUCACGAUGUCACCAUGAGCGAUAGAACGACGACGAGGGGAGAAGAGAGCGGCACGGAGCAGAGCUACGACGAGCAAAAUGAAGAUGAGCAGAGCGACGAGGAGGGGAGCGACGAUGAUGAGGAGGAGCAGGAGGGUGAGAGCGAUUCGGAGAGACACGGAGAGAAGGGAAAAGGCGAGGAAAAGGCCAGCAAGGUAGAGAGCGACAAGGCAGAAUGCGAUUUGCAGGCCGAACAGACUGGCAACUCGAACACCGAGAACAAUUCUCCGGAGAAAACACCCGCCCUCAGCCAGGACAGCGACACCCAUUUCUUCUCCCCGGUCGAGUCGAGCGCCUCGAGAUCGAGGAGCUCGAGCGAUUCGAGGGACUCGAGCAUCUCGAACGGCACUCCGAGACGACCGGGCGGGGGCUCAUCCUCGAAUAUGUCCGUUCAGAACUCCCACCAGAGAAAUAGCUUAAAGAGAAGCGAGUACGGCAACGGCGAGGCGUGUUUCAUCACGGAGCAAACAACAUCGGAUCGAAAAAUCGACGUAACGAAGAACCGAAGCCCCCGAGACUCGACGGGACGAUCGUUCGAAGAGACCAAUAAUGGCGCGGUGAUGGGCAAGCGCGGUACAAAUGCGACCAAAUAUCACCACCAUCACCACCGGGGUAAACGUACGAGUCACGGCAAUCGCAAGAAAAAAUAAUCCAUCGUAUACGGAAACGGGAUAAGACGGAAACGGGAUGAGAAAGGAGCGGAAAGGAGGGAGAGAGAUGGAUGAGAGAGAAAGAGCGCUUCCAAUAUUUUCACAGAGUACGUCGAAAGGAGAGAUUAUUAUUGGGGAUACAAUAUCGCGGAGCGGUAUCGCGAGUGUGAUUGACAGUUACGCAAUUGUUGAGGAUUGAGAUUAAGAUUUGGAAUAAAGAGAUAUAUUUGUUCGCCAUCACGGUCGCUGUGAUAGAGAGCGGUGCCGAUACGGCUAUCUCGAUGUGCUCGUAUCAAAUUCGAGUCUCUGAAGAGUUAUCGGAGCCAUCCAAGUUAUUCCUUGAUUAUUACUUGGAGUACAUAAAAGUGCACGCAGGAUCCGCGUCGAGAUCCUGAAUGCGAUGAAAGUUGUCGAAAAAGAGAGAGAGAGAGAGAGAGAGAGAGAGAGAGAGAGAGAGAGAGAGAUCACGACUUUUUUAUUUCUAUUUAUCGGGAAGCAUGAUCCAAGUCGGCCGGUCCAAAGUACUCCGUCGUUAUCUCGCUCGCUCGCUCGCUCGCAGCAAUCUCCCGCUGCUUUUUUCGAUAAUAACAUAAUUAUAGUUUGCGCGACACGACAGAGAAAACGAAAAAGAAGCAAAGAAAGAGAAAGAGAAAGAGAAAGAGAAAGAGAAAGAAAACGAGACAGCAAGAUGCACAAUCGCGGAGCUUCGAAUUAACUUUGUACGUUGUUUGUCGGCGUUUUUGAGAGAAAUCGCAUUUUUGCAUUAUCAUCUAGUAGUCUAAAGUAAUUCACGUGACACGGCAACAGUGUGAUUAGUUUGACAACUGAUCAAUUGGAAGAAACAACAGCGUCUUGGGCUUGGGCGAAUGGCCACGAUAGGGCUUCGCCCAAGCCCAAGUGGUGGUCGACACAGACAGACGAUGCGAGCGAGUGCAUUUAAAUCGCGGUCGCAAUACGCGCGACCAAAGUACGCGAGUAUUAUCAUAUUUAGACUAAACACCGCGUCGCGUUUGUGAGCGUAACAAUUGCAUAAUUCCCGUGUAAUCUUGACACUGCGAGCGCUGUUUACUCUUCGAUUACGCAUUAAUGCAGAAGUAACCGCGCGCGCGCGAGAAAAUCGCGCGAGUAAAGGUGUCUGCGCUGCGUGUUAUUUUUGAAGACGUUCGUCGAUCGAUUCUCUCUCUCUCUCUCUUCCGCCUCUCUCUCUCUCUCUCUCUCUCUCUCCAUCUCUCUCCAAUUGUGCAAUAGUUACUAAUGAUAACGUCAGUAAUAUUAUUUAUACGAUACCGCGCGCACACAACACACAACGCGCCUCUCUGCGGCGGCGGCGGCGGCGGCGGCGGCGGCGACGGACGCUGGUCGGAUAAUACGAUGCGAUCGAUAGCGCGGUCGCAAGCGCAGUCCGGAAGCGGAAUUAUUGCCAUUGCGCCAUCGUUCGUUCACGCAUCUCGUCCAUUCUGAUCUCGAUCAUCGUGUCAAAUUUACAAAAUCCGCUCGCGCGGAUCGUCGGCAGAAACGACGUCGUAAUUUAUAAUCCUACACACACACACACA
Molecule: messenger RNA, 3348 nt
Organism: Harpegnathos saltator (Jerdon's jumping ant)
Lineage: Eukaryota; Metazoa; Arthropoda; Insecta; Hymenoptera; Formicidae
Product: YTH domain-containing protein 1
Exons: 10
Coding region: 356-1795 (479 amino acids)
Source: RefSeq, a predicted model, not a curated record